Gongylonema pulchrum is the source of this 359-nucleotide messenger RNA. Lineage: Eukaryota; Metazoa; Nematoda; Chromadorea; Rhabditida; Gongylonematidae. The record is from the annotation of a GenBank genome assembly.
AUGCUCGGACUGAAUCGAAAUACUGAUAAUGAUGACGAUGGUGCAUUGUGGGAGGUAUUGGCGGAACCAACCGCGACAACGACGACGACCUUGAAAGCCGCUGUACUGGUCGGCGGUGCACAGAAAGGAACACGUUUUCGGCCCCUUUCGCUGCAGCUUCCAAAACCACUGUUCCCAGUUGCUGGAGUUCCACUCGUCGAACAUCACAUUGAACAGCUUUCUAAGGUAUAUUCUAUUCUUUUUCUUGAGUUUUUGUCGAAAACAUUUAGCGCUGCAUUUGAAAAUGCGGGUUUUCGUGGAAUGACUUUGCUAGCAGUACGUACUUGCACUGCACAACAGGAUCAUUUGUGUUUGUAAGG